Messenger RNA from Glycine soja, 1635 nucleotides. RefSeq names its product lipase-like. Lineage: Eukaryota; Viridiplantae; Streptophyta; Magnoliopsida; Fabales; Fabaceae. The transcript is spliced from 11 exons. Gene Ontology annotation, biological process: lipid metabolic process. The record is from RefSeq and is a predicted model, not a curated record. The coding region runs from base 466 to 1338 and encodes 290 amino acids.
UCUUCAAAUUAUUAUUGUUACGACUCUUUGACUUCUCCUUCAUCUCUUUGGCUGGAGAAAACCCUUUUCGCCGGAAAACCCACCGCAACCUUCGCGGUUCGCGAUUCCGCUUCCGGUUCCACCGUGCUCCUCUUACACACGUAUUCAACUAUUCAAUUUUCUCUUUAACGUUUCCGUUUUCUCGGAACACGUUCCCAAUUUUUUCCCCCAAUUGUGAGCAUAUGGGAAAAACUAGUUGGUUGAUAAUAUUGGUUACUUGUUUGUGCCUGCUUGCCUUUUCUGAUGGUAGAGAACUCAAGGUUAGACAUAAAAAGCCUCAUUACCAAUACAAUCAUACGCUUGCUACAAUAUUAGUGGAAUAUGCUUCUGCGGUAUACUUGUCAGAUUUAACUGAACUUUUUACUUGGACGUGCUCUAGGUGUAAUGGCUUGACCAAGAUCUUUAAAAUGGAAACAGGGAUUUGAAAUGAUAGAGUUAGUUGUUGACGUCGAGCAUUGCUUACAGGCAUUUGUUGGAGUGGCUGAUGAUCCUUGUGCCAUUAUCAUUGCAUUCAGAGGAACAAAUGAACACAGCUUACAGAAUUGGAUUGAAGAUUUAUAUUGGAAGCAGCAUGAUAUAAAUUAUCCAGGCAUGGAUGAUGCAAUGGUACACCGUGGUUUUUAUACCGCAUACCACAAUACAACAAUACGUCCUGCAAUUUUAGAUGCUGUUGAAAGAGCAAAGAAGUUUUAUGGAGAUAUUGAAAUUAUAGCAACAGGGCAUUCAAUGGGAGGGGCAAUGGCUUCAUUUUGUGGACUUGAUUUAACGGUAAAUCAAAAUGAAAAAAAUGUUCAAGUUAUGACAUUUGGACAACCUCGUGUUGGAAAUGCUGCUUUUGCAUCUCUCUAUACCAAACUAGUUCCAAAUACCAUCCGAGUCACAAAUGACCAUGAUAUUGUACCUCAUUUGCCUCCAUAUUAUUAUUAUUUACCGCAGAAGACAUACCACCACUUCCCAAGAGAGAACCUAAGAACUUGUGGACUGCAGGUUUGGCUUUAUAACAUCGGAUUAGGUAGUCUUGUGUACAACGUUGAGAAGAUUUGUGAUGAAUCUGGUGAGGAUCCGGAUUGCAGCAGGUCGGUGACUGGGAAUAGCAUUGCUGAUCACUUAGUCUAUUAUGGCGUAGACAUGGGAUCAGAUGAGCCUAGUUCAUGCAGAAUUGUUAUGGAUUCUCAUGUUCAGAAUACUAGCAUCAGAGAUUCAAGAGGAAACUUAAUCUUGUCCAGAGAUCCUGCAACCCCCCUCAUCAAAUUGGGUGGAGAGGGUGACAAUCAGGAAAAUCCCAUUAAUGUUGAUUGAAUUGGCAUUAGAUAUCUCUUGCAUGAUAUGUUCCAGAGGUUUGCUGUGGGGCAUUAUACUUCAGAUUUAUUUUUUCUUCACGGUCCAUACAGCUGAACAAUUUUAUUGAAUUGGCUAGGGCUGGAAGGAGUUUGUAUAGUCUUUGACUCGUGUAUAUAUGUUCAUCCUUGUAUAUAUAAUUAAUAAUUCUAUAUUUUUUACUGCAUAAGUAAUAAUUCUUGAUACUUUGUCAAUUGUAUAAUUUCACUUUCAAAUUCUACUGAAUUCCACUCCUCAUUUGGGUGAUAAUUCUUUUUA